CUCUCUCUCUCGCGUUCUCCCUCUCUAAUCCGAGAAAGGGAAACCGACAACCUAGCUCUCUCUUCUGUGCCUCCGUCUUCUCCUUUUCUUGGCUGGCCAAGGGAAUCGCUCGUAUUCAAGUUAAAUCAACAUAGAAGGUCUCGAUCUAGGAAUGGAGAGGGAUCGUCGUCAGUCGAGGCCGCACCGCCGGCGGCAACAGGAACGCCGACGACAGCAGUAUUUGAAGAGAGAUCAGAUCUGGAUUAUGCAACCGUGGACGAUGGAGACGGCGGCAUAGGAUGUUCCGCCCGCGGCGACUGAAGGGUAUGAGUUUGAGGAAAGACGAUUUAGCUUGCUGGUGUGGGCUCUUCAUGUCUAUCGGGCCUUUGCUUUCUUAGAUUUGUAAACUUGGUUGAUGUUUAGGAGUGUACUAAAUUUUGUAAUGAUGUUGGCUUUUAAAUUCCUCCUCAAUAAUACAG
Messenger RNA from Linum tenue, 458 nucleotides. The record is from the annotation of a GenBank genome assembly. NCBI's taxonomy places the organism in Eukaryota, Viridiplantae, Streptophyta, Magnoliopsida, Malpighiales, Linaceae.